AACUGCGCAUGCGCGACGACGAAGUGACAAUCUGCCAACUUCAGUCCGUAUAUUGUCCGUGAUCACUGUGAUCAGUAUUCGGACUUCAGUUGUUGCUCAGACGAGCCACGGGAAGGUGACGUUUGUUCGGCGGGUUUAAUUGUGCCGUCAAACAGGGGAAGGAAAUCGCCCGAUCGCGAUGCUGGUGUGACGAACCGCGCCGUCGAUCGCUAUUUAUGCAGUUUGACAAGACGAGAUAAUAGAUAAGCGAAAAACGCAAUCCCUGAAAUAUGGCGAGUCGCGAGUGCGGCUGGUGCUCAAGUUCGCUACGCCCGAGUAGCCUUGGUGUUAUUGCUACCACCGCUACUCCUGGCAAAGUGUUGUGCUUGUUGGUGCUCUUUACGUUGGUGCAACCCGGGAUUAUUUUCGCCCAGUCCGUCUCCCCUCGUCCACGAGAACCCUCGUUGGAUUUCACCAGUCAUUCCGUUAUCCAUCCAAAAUUAUUUCACGCUAGAACCAAACGAGAGAUAUUUUCAACCAAAGAAAACGACUUGAGACACGCGGAACUCUUGACGGUCGCAUUUACUGUCGAUGGUACCGAACGUGUUCUGGACCUACGACUCAACAACGAUCUCAUUCCAGUUGGACAUCAGCUACGACGUCAAGUUAAGAAGGGAUCUUUCGAUACUUACACACCCCCGAAGGAGGAAAUUGAAGUUUGUCAGUACCAAGGAAGCGUCAGAGGUAUACCAGAUUCUUGGGCGGCGUUAUCAACUUGCAAAGGAUUGAACGGCGUUCUUUUUGACGGGAAAAGUCUCCACUACAUUCAACCGCAAGAUGAGACUAUCGAGGCUCCACAUUUCAUCUACAAGCAUGAUAAUUUUGUCGCAAACAACACGUGCGGAUACGAGGGUACUCAGCAUCGUCACAGCGUUCAUAAUGAUAUAAUAGAUAAUAACGAGAUGAUUAGGCACAAAAGAGACGCCGGUCUCAUUCGAGGGCCGUAUAAUUCAAACAAGAAUACCCGUUACGUAGAAUUAGUUAUGGUCGUUGAUAAGCUGGGAUACGAUGCUAUGAGUAGAAAUUUGACGAGGGUUCACCAGCACGCCAAGGAUCUUGCAAACAUUGUGAACGCGCUGUACACGCCUUUGAAUAUUUUUGUCGCAUUGGUUGGUAUCGAAGUUUGGACGGAAGUGGAUGAAAUUAUGCUUUCGUCAAAUGGUGACAUGACUCUGUCCAACUUUCUGAAAUACCGCAGAGAGCAUUUGGUCAGAAACAUACCCAACGACAAUGCGCAGCUUUUGACGAAAGUAGAAUUUGAAGGCGGCGUUGUGAGCAGGGCUCUGAAAGGUCCGAUCUGUACUUUUGAAUUUUCUGGUGGUGUUUCGAUGGAUCGUUCCAAUGUCAUCGGUCUGGUAGCGGCUACAAUCGCCCAUGCGAUGGGGCACAAUUUUGGCAUGGAGCACGACACGCUUGACUGCAGCUGUCCGGAGGAUAGAUGCAUAAUGGCUCCUUCCAGUGGAUCGACAGGACCCACACACUGGUCUUCUUGUUCCCUGGAAUACCUGGCUCUCGCUUUCGAGCACGGUAUGGAUUACUGCCUGAGAAAUAAACCGGAGAAACUUUUCGGCAGUUCGAUGUGCGGGAACGGUUUCGUCGAACCUGGAGAACAGUGCGAUUGCGGGUUGGAAGAAAACUGCAACAAUCCUUGCUGCAACGCUACCUCUUGCAUGCUUCAUACCAACGCGAGCUGCGCUACAGGAGAAUGUUGCGAUUUCAAUACAUGCAGACCCAAACCUGCGGGAAUGGAAUGCCGUUCGGCUGAACACGAGUGCGACUUACCAGAAUAUUGUUCGGGUCAGAGCGAAUUUUGCCCCUCUGAUGUAUAUAAAAUUGACGGAGAAACUUGCAGCGAUGGAAAAGCUUUCUGCUAUCAAGGUACUUGCAGGACGCGCGAUAAUCAGUGCAAACUUUUGUGGGGACCCUCAGGCUCUUCCUCCGACUCGAAGUGCUACGACAUGAAUAACAAAGGAUCGAAGUUCGGUAACUGCGGGUAUAACAGAGUCAACCAUACUUACAUCAGGUGUAAUGACACAGACAGUCUCUGCGGCAUGCUUCACUGUAAGCAUCUCAACGAACGACUUGAAUUUGGCAUGGAAACGGUCGCUAUUCUCAGUCACUCCUUUUUGAACAGUGGUGGCCAAAUUAUACCUUGUAAAACAGCGAUCGUUGAUCUAGGUUUGAAUGAGAUGGACCCUGGCCUUGUGCCUAACGGAGCCAAAUGUGGUACUGACAAGAUGUGCCUGAAUCAAAAGUGCGUCCCAGUCGCAGAAGUUAAACUCUCCACUCCGGCAGGUAAUGAGGCUUGUCCAAAUAAUUGCAAUGGUAACGGAGUAUGUAAUAGCCUGGGUCACUGUCACUGCAAUCCCGGCUUUCCUCCACCUCUGUGCAAUGAAGAAUUUAAUGGUGGUUCCAUCGAUAGCGGUCCUGUGAAAUCGAGAGUACCGUCGUCGGACUUUAACAACAGUGUCGAAGUCACUCUUACAGUAUCUCAUCCCAGAACCAAACGAGAGUUAUCUUCAACCAAAGAAGACGGAUUAAAACACGCGGAGCUGUUGACGGUCGCAUUUACUGUCGAUGGAGUUGAACAUACCCUUGAUCUACGACUUAACACCGAUCUUAUACCCGUUGGACACCAGCUGCGUCAUCAAAUUAAAAAGGGUUCCUUUGAGACAGUGAAACCUUCAAAAGAGGAAAUUGAGAUUUGUCAGUACCAAGGAAGCAUCAGAGGUAUACCAGAUUCAUGGGCAGCGGUAUCAACUUGCAGGGGAAUGAGCGGGGUUGUUUUUGACGGAAAAACUCUCCACUAUAUUCAUCCUCAAGACGAAACUCUCGAGGCUCCACAUUUUCUCUACAAGCACGACGAUCUUGUAGCGAAUAAUACUUGCGGAUAUACCGGAACUCAGCCUCACAACAUUCAUGAUCAUCUAGAGAAUAACAGAAUGCUCAGGUAUAAAAGAGAUACCGGUGAUAUUCGGGGCCCGUAUAAUGCAAACAAGGAAUCCCGUUAUGUAGAGUUGGUCAUGGUCAUCGAUAAGAAGGGAUACUUUGCCCUGGGUAAAAACAUGGCCAGGGUUUAUCAUCACUGCAAAGAUAUUGCCAACAUUAUAAAUGCUCUGUACUCGCCUUUAAAUAUUUUCAUCGCUUUGGUGGGUAUCGAAGUUUGGACGGAAGUAGAUGAAAUUUCGCUUUCGUCAAAUGGUGAGACGACUCUGUCCAACUUUCUGAAAUACCGCAGAGAGUAUUUGGUCAGAAAUAUACCCAACGACAAUGCGCAGCUUUUGACGAAAGUAGAAUUUGAAGGCGGCGUUGUGGGCAAGGCUCUAAAAGGUCCGAUCUGUACUUUUGAAUUUUCUGGUGGUGUUUCAAUGGACCAUUCCAAUGUCAUCGGUCUGGUAGCGGCUACAAUCGCCCAUGAGAUGGGGCACAAUUUUGGCAUGGAGCACGACACGCUUGACUGCAGCUGUCCCGACGAUAGAUGCAUAAUGGCUCCUUCCAGUGGAUCGACAAGACCCACACACUGGUCUUCUUGUUCCCUGGAAUACCUGGCUCUCGCUUUCGAGCACGGUAUGGAUUACUGCCUGAGAAAUAAGCCGGAGAAACUUUUCGGCAGUUCGAUGUGCGGGAACGGUUUCGUCGAACCUGGAGAACAGUGCGAUUGCGGGUUGGAAGAAAACUGCAACAAUCCUUGCUGCAACGCUACCUCUUGCAUGCUUCAUACCAACGCGAGCUGCGCUACAGGAGAAUGUUGCGAUUUCAAUACAUGCAGACCCAAACCUGCGGGAAUGGAAUGCCGUUCGGCUGAACAUGAGUGCGACUUACCAGAAUAUUGUUCGGGUCAGAGCGAAUUUUGCCCCUCUGAUGUAUAUAAAAUUGACGGAGAAACUUGCAGCGAUGGAAAAGCUUUCUGCUAUCAAGGUACUUGUAGGACUCGCAAUGAUCAGUGCAAACUUUUGUGGGGACCCUCAGGCUCUUCCUCCGACUCGCAGUGCUACGUCAUGAAUAACAAGGGAUCGAAGUUCGGUAACUGCGGGUAUAACAGAGUCAACGAUACUUACAUCAGGUGCAAUGACGCAGAUAGUCUCUGCGGCAUGCUUCACUGUAAGCAUCUCAACGAACGACUUGAAUUUGGCAUGGAAACGGUCGCUAUUCUCAGUCACUCCUUUUUGAACAGUGGUGGCCAAAUUAUACCUUGUAGAACAGCAAUCGUUGAUCUAGGGUUGAAUGAAGUUGACCCUGGUCUUGUGCCAGACGGAGCUAAAUGUGGCACUGGCAAGAUGUGCGUUAACCAAAAGUGUAUGCCCGUCGCGGCGAUGAGACUUACUUCACCUGCUGGCAGCGAUGCUUGUCCAAAUAAUUGCAGUGGGAAUGGGGUUUGUAAUAGUCAAGGCCACUGUCACUGUCGCCUAGGAUUUCAACCGCCCCGAUGUGACGAGACUGGCGUUGGCGGUUCCAUCGAUAGCGGUCCUGCUGAAGAUCCGAAUGCACGAAGAGACUUCUUAAUAUCGCUGUACGUUAUUUUCUUCGGUAUCGUGCCCGUCUUGGUGCUGAUAGGAUUAUUCGUAUGGUCCAGGCACAGCGGAAGAUAUAAGUGGAAGAAAGGCGCUACAUCAGCGGUCGAACGAGCUGCCAACACCCUGUCUAUCAAGACGAUCGAACGUUCGAGUCCCAUACCUCGAAACAUUGAGACGAUCGACUCUACUCUCAGCCAGGAUUCAGCCUGUGCGAGCCUGCUGCCAAAAGCAGAGAGAGACGAGCGAUUCAACAAUAAUCUAUUUGGUCAGUUUAAGGGGUACACAAUUACCCCGAUCCAGAAUCUACCCAAGCUUGCCGAACCGUCGAAACCUGCGCCUCCGCCGCCGACCGUUCCGACAGUAGCUAUAAAGACUAACGUUAAAUUAGCCCAGCGAAGUAACACCCUGAGAAGUACGCUGUCCAGCGGCGUUGUCCACGCCAAUCAAAUUUCAAUCGCCCCAGCUCUUCCUCCAUUGAAUCCGGGCUGCAACGCCAGACCAUUGAUAAGCAGCCCUGUACUAUCGACAACGACUUGUACGUCCGUAGAAAUAAUCGGUCCUAAAGUACCGAGCAGACCAGCUCCUGAUAUACCGAUAAAAGUGACACCCGAGAUUCUAACUAUAACAUCAACGUCGAUUCCUCCGAAACCGCCAAGGCCGAACAGCACUCCCUUGACAAAUGUGAUAUUACCGGAAGCGGAAAAGAAACCAGAGAAGGGAAGCGCUCUGAAUCGAAUAGCUUCCAUAUUGCGUCCAAACUCUGGGAUUAUGAGGUCAAACUCACAACCAGCUCAGAAAGAGGAUAAGAACACGAGUUCGCUCCCGAGAAAUCAACACCACAAGGCGAACAAGGUGAUCGAUAAGGAGAUACUGAGGAACUUGGAGAUUUCCAAUCCCAUACCUCAAAAGGAAAUCGAAAUAUCGACACCUGCCAUCCCGGUUGUUCAUUCCGAGGUUGACGGGGAAGAAAAGAAGGCUGUAGUUAUGCGAGCACAGUCCAUGAGAGACAGCAAAAUCACUGCAAAACCUGCCAUUCACACUUUUGGCUCGAUGAGACAAGCCAAUGCUGCAAAAAGACCCACCAGCAUACCGGCCAGCACUAGACCAACUUCACCUCCUCCGGGACCGCCGAGAAUGCCUUCGAAUGAAAAGAUCUCGGAAACGGGUGUAAAGAUUCCCGGAUUACCAGGCUACCAAAAUCCGCCGAUAAAAAGCGCUCCCAGUGUCCAAGACAACGCUUACGACGACUGCAUGAAUCUGAUGAACGAGCCUUCGCUUGGUAAAAUAAUGGAGGAAUCUCCGUCCAGUGACAAUAUUUAUGCGGUAAUAGAAGAAUCAGUGCCUGAAAAAAGUCGCAAUAAAGUUGAACCCCAACUGCCCGUUGUACAGAAUGAGUACAAGUCACCGAAACCCUUGGAAACCUCACCGAAGUCGGGAAGCAGCGCUGAUUCGAUGGGACUGCUGUCCGAAAUUGUUUCCGAAAUAUCUAACAGAAAUUUUGACUCUAUUUACUCGACGUCGACGCUUGCGAGAAAGAAAAAAGAGAAGGAAGAGAUGGACAAGAACUCAGAAAAUCUCGGGUCAAACAGCUCGUUGGGAACUUAUAUUAAUUCGAGUCACUACAAAGCCCCGGGUAGUAUCUACUCAACUUCGCCUUCGAGUAAAUUCAAUUCUGCAAGUUCGACGACCAGCUCUGGCUACCUAAAUCCAUCGGCAGUGAACGUGCCUCGGUCUGAGGAUAAGAAAGAUUCUGAUAAACCGAAGGCGCAGCUGAUUGAGAAGGGUUCUAAGAGCGUGUGCAAGAGCAAGUUAACCACCCUGAAUUCUAACAACCCAAAUAUCAAUGAUGAGAUGUCCAAACAGCUCGGAAUGAAACCGAGUGAUGGUAAUCUUAAUUUCAAACCAUUUUCCACUACUACGAAUAAAACGAUGGCAUCUUUGGCCACGAGCUUGAAGAAAGAUGAGAAAAAAGAAGAAUCUAAAAUACCCGCCAAGCCCCCGUUGAACAGGACAAAGACUCCGCCUAAUCUUGGCAAACCGUUUACGUCGAAACAGAUGCUUGAUUCGAAUACUAAGACUGGUAAACAGGGUGCCACGGAAUCGAGCCUCAAGCCCACAAGGCAAGGGUCUGACACGAGCCUAAAGACCUCCAGGCAGGGAUCGGAGACCAGUUUGAAAUCUAGUAAGCAAAGCGGAAGUUUGAACAAGUCUAACCCGAGCUUGAAUAAAUCUAAUACAAAUUUAAACAGGUCGUCAAAUAAUUUGAAUAAAAAUGGAUCUAGCUCAAAUUUGAGUACGAUGUCGUUGAAGAGUACUUCGUCAAGUCCAAAGAGUUCGGCGCUAAAUUUGAGCGCUACAAAUAGUCCUGACCUAGUUUCAAGCUGUUCAAACUCUAGCCAGAAUAUGACGAAGUCGCCGGAUGUCCUAGGCAACAAUCCUAAAACCAUGACCGGGACAAUGAAAAAUAUUGUAAAAACACCGACGAUGACAAGGAGCGUAAAAACACCGACUACGCCACCAAAACCAACAGCCAUAUUGAUGAAGUCUGCUAGUCUUGUCGAUAAGAAAAAAUCGCCAACUGGUAAUACAAGUAUAGCUAAAUCUCUAUCGGCUAAGGAAAGUACGGCGAAUAAAACUGCCUUGCAAACGAAAACAUCAGCGAAAAAUGAGGCGAAGGUCGGUGGCGAAACGACUAAAGUAAAUCCCGUUCAAAAAGCUGCUGGUAGUAAAUCGAACGUUGCCUCAUUGCAGCAGAGGUUUGAAAUAAACAAAAAUACUAAUUCUAUGAGAACUAUGUCCGCGAUUGGUAAAAAAAGUGCCGUCGGUAAGACCAUUGACGUUGGUCGAAGCAGUAGUGCAAAAAAGUGAAUACAAUAUGAAGUUGAGAUUCACUGAAAAGACGUUUUUUCGUUCACAAGAACGCUUGCUGUGCUGUAAAAUUUGAUACUAAUUUUACAAACCUAACGCUGUUUAAAAUUUUCGGAUAUUUUCCAAGUUCGUCUGACAACAAUUUGACUAAGAAAGAGAAUAAACGAAAAAAUGAUGGAGUAAACGAUUUUUGAAUACUAAUCGUUAUCCCUUAAUGGCAGUCGCGGCAUGAAAUAUUUUUUAUUAAUUUCAAACGAGAGUUUGGUUUCGGCUGCUAGAAAAGGAUGUGCUAUUUAUACUUGGUAAGACGAUCGUAUAAAAGUUUUAGUACCAAAACGUAAAAUCUUAUUGCGUAAAUAGAUAUAUAAGCUAGGAUGUUAAUUUAAUUAAAAAAAUUAACUUUAAAUAUUCGUAUAAAGCGUGUACAUAAUAAUAUAAUAUGUAUAAAUUCGAUAUUUUGGUAAAAGAAAACGAAAUGUUUUUCCAAAGUAUUCAAAGUCCUGAUGAAUUGAUAAAAAUAAAAAAAAAUAUAUACUUAAUUAAGGCCUUUACGUAAGAGAGAGUUAAGAAAAAAAAAUGAUAGAAAAUUUUAAAUCUAUUUUCGCAACUUCAAUAUUCAAAUAAAAAAGAUGAAGAUUAUUGUAUUCUGUGAUACACCAGAAAUUAAAUGUUUGUUGUAAUAUUAUAAUAGAGCAGUUUUUUUAGGCAAGACCAAAUCUUACUGGAAAAAGGAGUUUGACAAAUGAAAUGAAAAAAAAAAAAUCAAACACGAAUAAAUAUUGUAUUUUCGAGAUAAUGUACCGAUCGAUGAUAUUAGAAUUAAAUUCAACA
Molecule: messenger RNA, 8252 nt
Organism: Neodiprion virginianus
Lineage: Eukaryota; Metazoa; Arthropoda; Insecta; Hymenoptera; Diprionidae
Gene: Meltrin
Exons: 21
Coding region: 270-7421 (2383 amino acids)
Biological process (GO): membrane protein ectodomain proteolysis
Molecular function (GO): metalloendopeptidase activity
Source: RefSeq, a predicted model, not a curated record